AAGUGAUUAGAAGCACCACAGAGAGACUGCACGGUUCGCCAUGAUCGUCUACAAGAGAACAGAUCGAACGCUCGUCUGUCUUCUCGUCCUUGUGAUGGCGGCAGUGGCGGAGGUGCAGGAAAACCUCACACCUGAGUGUAAACAGUUCCUGUACAUGGGCACGCCACCUCGAGGGCUCGAGGAGCAGCCUUUUAAAAAGAUCUGCCAGUUCUACGAGGGCAGCCCGCGGUUCGUCACGCUGUACGACACCUUCAACCACAUCCCCGUUUAUUCGGCGUACACCUUCAAGCGCUCGGAUGGCACCAAGAAGGUUGAUGUGCCUUGGAUGUAUGAGCCACAGCUCUCCACAGUGUCCGACUCACGAGAGAUGCAGCAGUUCCCCUCAGAAAACGUGCACAAGAGCUUUGAGGACGCUCAGGCCGUACUCGACGACUACUCCAACAUGGUCAUCUUUGAACGCGGCCAGCUGAAUCCGGACGAGCACCAGGCCCACCCCUUCGACAAAGCAUCCACCUACACCCUGACGAACGUGGUCCCUCAGGUCCGAGAGUUCAACAUCGGCCCCUGGAAAGACCACGAGCACACCAUCCGCAGGCGGCUCAACAACUACUGUCGCGGCACCGCCUACGUGGUCACCGGGGUCACCACCUCGGGGCACACGGUCCGCCGCCAGAACAUCAACCGCCUGGGCAUCCCCACCUACCUGUGGUCGGCCUACUGCUGCGUUGAUUUUGACCACAACGCACCGUACUCUGAGCGCUCAAAAUUUCCCGCGUUCGCAGCUCACGGGCUCAACGACCGGGAGGAAAACAAGGUUCAAGAGAUGACAGUGCAGCAGCUGGAGGACUUCCUGAAGAGGGUAACUUAUGUUGACAGCUCUUUCCAGAUCUUCUAUGACAACUGUGUGCCAGCUAAUAGUGCUAAAAGUGCCCUGCACCUGCCUUGAGAAAAUUUAGUUUAAUAUUCACACAAGUGUCAAUAAUAUUCAACAUUUAGCAGCUGAUUAGGAGUGAAUCAUUUCUUUCCACAUUUAUUUUAAUGCAUUUAUUCUAGGUUUUGUAGUUUUCUGGGGUAAAUAAAUAUUUAAUUUCCAUUAUUAAAUUUACAGUUUCACAUAUAAUUGCUCUGCGGCAACUUGUUUGCUGAUUAAAAUGUACAAGUCACACCACUAUUACCCUGAUUUUUUUGUUAUAAUUGUCCUAAUCGUUACUUAUUUUACCCGUUAUUUACUCUGUUCACAGUAUGAUAACAUAAUGUUAAUUUAAAGGUCCACUUGCUUACUAUCUUUUCUGAGCUCCAUUCACUGAAGAGGACGUGGUUGAACGCUCUGAAAAGAUACUAAGUGGACCUUUGCGCUUACAUUUUGUUCCCCAAAGGUCAAGAUUGAUCCUCCAUGUUAUCUGUCUAGAGUCUAAGUGUCUAGAAGGUAACCCGCAAAUUGGGAAAUUUGAUCUGAAAUCUGCAAAAACUUGCAAGAAUUCGAACCCGA
Molecule: messenger RNA, 1489 nt
Organism: Sebastes umbrosus (honeycomb rockfish)
Lineage: Eukaryota; Metazoa; Chordata; Actinopteri; Perciformes; Sebastidae
Product: endonuclease domain-containing 1 protein-like
Exons: 2
Coding region: 41-946 (301 amino acids)
Molecular function (GO): hydrolase activity; metal ion binding; nucleic acid binding
Source: RefSeq, a predicted model, not a curated record